Molecule: messenger RNA, 3574 nt
Organism: Nerophis lumbriciformis (worm pipefish)
Lineage: Eukaryota; Metazoa; Chordata; Actinopteri; Syngnathiformes; Syngnathidae
Gene: eya1
Product: EYA transcriptional coactivator and phosphatase 1
Biological process (GO): positive regulation of DNA repair; multicellular organism development; cell differentiation
Cellular component (GO): nucleus
Molecular function (GO): protein tyrosine phosphatase activity
Source: RefSeq, a predicted model, not a curated record
AGCGACUGGCACGAUAUUGUGUCAUUUCCCAUCUGGCAACGCCAUCUGGCUCAUGAUGGCCGUUCAGGCAACAGGUAUUGUAACGUGGUGGUUGCAUGGUGAUGCGCGGAUUGUUCUUCCAAGCGAUGCAGCAGGAACUCCGGAGACAAAGGCGCAGGACACAAGGAGGAGGAGAGAGCUGAUUGGAGGGAACAAGGACCACAGCAAGACACAGGUGCAACUCAUCUGCUGGUAGGCGAGCUUGCGCUAGGGAGACGUCGGAGUCGGACGAAAUGGAGUCGGAAGAGUGGGAAAAGGAUGGGACUAGAGUGGAGAGUGGAAGAAAAGUGGGGGGCUCAAGGCAUCCGGAGUUAUUCCAGGGGUCUCGCUGCUCCCCAUUCCAUUGGCUUAACCUGGCUGAUAAGCUACAGACGGACCUGCAAUGUGCUGCCAUUCAAUCAGUCGGGAUGAGGUCCAGGUCUAUGGAAAUGCAGGAUUUAGCCAGUCCUCACAGCCGAGUAAGUGGAAGCAGUGAAUCUCCAACUGGUGCCAGCCUUGACAACUCCCACAUCAACAACAAUUCCAUGACACCCAAUGGCACUGAAGGUGACAGCCUCACAAUGCUUACCACAGCAGACUGGUUGUUAGGUUCUAACUCGCAGUCCGCCGCAGUGAAAAGCGAGCCAAUGAGCAGCAGCGAAAUAGUCGCCUCGGUACCAGACACCUCUCUGGACAGCUUCUCCGGAUCAGCUAUUGGGAGCAGUGGCUUCAGCCCAAGACAAACCCACCAGUUCUCUCCACAGAUUUACCCUUCCAACAGGACAUAUCCGCAUAUUCUUCCAACCCCUUCAUCCCAAAAUAUGGCGGCGUACGGGCAGACGCAGUACACCACAGGAAUGCAGCAGGCCGCAGCGUAUGCUAGCUACCCCCAACCUGGACAGCCUUACGGCAUCCCGGCUUAUGGCAUCAAGACGGAAGGUGGCCUCAGCCAGUCCCAGUCGCCGGGGCAGACCGGUUUCCUCAGCUACAGCUCCCAGUUUAGCACGCCACAGACGGGGCAGGCGCCUUACAGCUACCAGAUGCAAGGUGGUACUUUCACAACAACGUCAGGGUUGUACCCCGGAAACAACUCUUUAACAAACUCUGCAGGCUUCAACAGCACGCAACAGGAGUACCCGAGCUACCCAGCCUUUGGCCAGGGUCAGUACGCGCAGUAUUACAAUAGCUCGCCCUAUACUUCACCCUACAUGACGAGUAACAACACCAGUCCCAGCACGCCCUCCACCACCACCACCUACACCCUCCAGGAGCCUCCUUCCGCCGUCACCAGUCAGGCCCUCACAGAGAACCCUGCAGGAGAGUACAGUACCAUCCACAGUCCAUCAACCCCCAUUAAAGAUUCAGAUUCGGAUCGAUUGCGCCGGGCCUCGGAUGGAAAGUCACGUGGCCGAGGGAGAAGGAACAACAACCCAUCACCGCCGCCCGACUCCGACCUUGAGCGAGUAUUCAUCUGGGACCUGGACGAAACAAUCAUCGUUUUCCAUUCCUUACUCACGGGUUCUUACGCCAACAGAUAUGGACGGGAUCCACCAUCGUCAGUCUCAUUAGGACUACGGAUGGAAGAGAUGAUCUUCAACUUGGCCGACACGCAUUUAUUCUUCAACGACUUAGAGGAAUGUGACCAGGUACAUAUUGACGACGUCUCGUCUGAUGACAACGGUCAGGAUCUAAGUACAUACAACUUUGGUGCAGACGGCUUCCACGCGGCGGCGACGAGCGCCAACCUCUGCCUGGCCACAGGUGUGAGGGGAGGAGUGGACUGGAUGAGAAAGCUGGCGUUCCGUUACAGACGAGUGAAAGAAAUCUACACCACCUACAAAAAUAACGUCGGAGGUCUCCUGGGACCGGCCAAGAGGGAAGCCUGGUUGCAAUUGCGAGCAGAAAUUGAAGCCUUGACGGACUCCUGGUUAACACUGGCACUGAAAGCACUAACAUUAAUCCACUCAAGGUCGAAUUGUGUGAACAUCCUGGUCACCACCACGCAGCUCAUCCCCGCUCUGGCCAAGGUCCUGCUCUACGGGCUGGGCAUCGUCUUUCCUAUCGAAAAUAUUUAUAGCGCAACCAAAAUAGGUAAGGAGAGCUGCUUCGAGAGAGUCGUUCAAAGAUUCGGGAGGAAAGUUGUUUACAUCGUGGUCGGGGACGGCGUGGAAGAGGAGCAAGGCUCAAAAAAGCACAACAUGCCCUUCUGGAGGAUCUCCAGCCAUUCAGACCUCAUGGCCCUCCACCACGCUCUGGACCUGGAGUACUUGUAGCGCCGCCUCAUCGCCUAAAAACAACAAUAAAAUUGCUGCGCUCCAGCUUAUUUCCGGAAUCCAUCCCAUCGCCGCUUGCUCGCAGACUUGUACCCUCCCCGAUGGUUCCGAGGGGGGGAAGGCAGGGGAAGGUGGUGUCUUGUCUUCCCAGGAAGAGGAACAAUCAAUGUGCUGACCUCCGGUCUCACUUUGUCUUAACGCUUUUUGUGAGUGGUGCCUUCUCCAGCCAUGUUACUGUGAAGGACACCUGUGAGGACGACUCUGGUUUCUUAUUUAUGGACUUUGUGAGAAGGAACCUCCUCAGCAACAAGACUUUCCCAGCUGGAGGACUAAUCAUGGCUUUUCUAAUAAUUUAAGACUUUAUUUACAACGCUGAGACAAUCGUGUACAGAGGAUUUCUUUUUUUUUUUUUUUUUUUGUGCGUGUGUAAAAGUUUGUAAUCACUGGACUAUUUCUUCCUUCCUUAUAUCCAUGUGCUCUUCUUGAACGGUGGCUUUUUUUAUGGAACAAAAAAAAAAAAAGCUCGCAAAGUGUUGAUGUGUUCGAGGUUGUUCAGUAAAAAAAGAAAAAUGUAGAUAAUGGACUUUUUUUGUGUUUUUUUCAAGACCAAAAUGGGCGUGCUCAUGCAAAGGACUACCUACAGUAGGGAAGGGAUUCAUAAGGCCCCAAUCCUGGGUGGAUCUCACGUGAGAGGAAGAAUGUCAAUCAAUCAAUCAAUUAAUGUUUAUUUAUAUAGCCCUAAAUCACAAGUGUCUCAAAGAAUGGGGGUUAAUCAUUUUGCAAUGCAGUCUGAUGAAAAUGAUGGAAAGUGCAAGUCUACAUAGCAACAUAAUCUGUGGUCUUAGUUAGAAUUGCCACAAAACACAUUUUAAGACAUUUAACACUGCGGGGGUGUCCAAACCACGGCCCUUGGGUCAAAUGCAGCCUGCCAACAUCUUCAAUUUGGCCCGCGAGAUACCAUGAGUUAAUAAGGAAUCUUACCUGUAGUAGUUUGACAAUUUGAAUGCUGUUGAUGUGCUUCCAUAGUGGACAAUUUAAGUAAUUCAAGUCAAUGACUGUUAAUUGCACUGAAUGGGAGCAUUCGCAGCAUAUAUACUUAUCCGUGUUUGACGCAUUUUAGCUGCUGGAUAUUUCUGAUUGAUUACAAAACUUUAAGGAGGUCGUCACGGAAUUAAACGAGGUUGAGUCGAGUUUUCACAUACUCGUAAUAUCCAAAUAUAUUAAUUAUUAAUAAUAUAUCCAUUGUAAUAUAAUAUGUACACACAUAUAUGUAUAGGCUAUAU